Messenger RNA from Olea europaea var. sylvestris, 1511 nucleotides. Its product is annotated as pleiotropic drug resistance protein 1-like. The transcript is spliced from 7 exons. The record is from RefSeq and is a predicted model, not a curated record. Lineage: Eukaryota; Viridiplantae; Streptophyta; Magnoliopsida; Lamiales; Oleaceae. Gene Ontology annotation, molecular function: ATP hydrolysis activity; ATP binding. Bases 301 to 1203 code for a protein of 300 amino acids.
GGUUGCAGAAUUAUAAAUUGUAGUUGUUUCAUGUUUGCCAGAAACACUUGCAUUAUUUUUCUUUCUUUCUUUCUCUCCCUCCCUCCUUGAAUCACAAACGCGUUUCAUAAAAUUAAAUUUUGAGUUCAAAAUUGUGUUCCUUUGGAAAAAAAAGAAGUUACAGGGAGAAAUAAUCUGUAUUCCAUUUGCAUUUUCUUUUUUUCUUUUUUUUUGGAGAUCAAGUUUCUUUCUUUUUUUCCCCCACAAAAUUUAGCAGUUUUCUUGGAAUAAUACAGUGAAGUUUGUACUGACUGCAUAAAAAUGGAUGCUGGGGAUAUUUAUAAAGCUAGUAGUAGCUUAAGAGUGGGAAGUUUGAGAGCAAACAGUUCAUCAAUAUGGAGAAAUACUGGAAUCGAAGUUUUUUCGCGUUCUUCGCGGGAAGAAGAUGAUGAAGAAGCUCUUAAAUGGGCUGCUCUUGAAAAACUUCCCACCUUCGAUCGUUUAAGAAAAGGGCUUAUUUUCGGAUCAAAGGGUGCAAAUGAAGUUGAUAUUCAAAAUCUUGGAUUUCAAGAUAAAAGAAAUUUGGUGGAUAGGCUGGUUAAUGUUGUGGAUGAAGACAAUGAGAAGUUCUUGCUGAAACUCAGAAAUAGAAUUGAUAGAGUUGGAAUUGAUUUGCCAACAAUUGAAGUCCGGUUUGAGAAUUUGAAUAUCGAAGCAGAAGCUUAUGUGGGAGGCAGGGCUUUGCCUACCUUUGUUAACUUCAAUAUUAAUAUGAUAGAGUCCAUUUUGAACACUCUCCACAUCGGACGUAGUAAAAAGAGAACUCUCCCUAUCCUCAAGGAUGCCAGUGGUAUCAUCAAACCCUGCAGAAUGACUUUGCUUUUGGGCCCUCCGAGUUCCGGGAAGACAACCCUUAUGUUGGCUUUGGCUGGAAAGCUUGAUCCUGCUUUGAAGGUUUCUGGGAGGGUUACCUAUAAUGGACAAGGAAUGGAAGAGUUCGUACCUCAAAGAACUGCUGCAUACAUUAGUCAACACGAUCUUCAUAUUGGAGAAAUGACGGUCAGAGAAACCAUGGCUUUCUCUGCAAGAUGCCAAGGGGUCGGAUCCCGAUAUGAGAUGUUAGCAGAGUUGUCAAGAAGAGAGAAAGCAGCAAAUAUUAAGCCUGAUCCUGAUAUCGAUAUAUACAUGAAGGUAAAUAUAUGUUUAAACUUCUCAUCGACUUGAUGAUAUUAGCAUGGUCGUGUUAUUGAUGUUCAAACUAAAACUCAAAAAAAUAGUGUUAAUUCUGUAUUUCACAGUGGCUCAUCACACAAAUACAAUAACAUUUAGAUAAUCAAAAACACACUUUAUAUGGCAUUAUUUGGUUCUAAACUCAUAGAAUUCAUUGGGAGACAAUGGAAGUUCAAAGGAAAACUAGUAAAAAUCUUGAACCGGAGUUUUAUAGUUUUUGAAUACGAGUAAAUUUGGAGUAAAUUCUAAUCUUUUAUUCCUUCUUUCUUUGUCGAAAACAUAUCUAUUAGAAUAUCCAUGAU